Molecule: messenger RNA, 5071 nt
Organism: Equus caballus (horse)
Lineage: Eukaryota; Metazoa; Chordata; Mammalia; Perissodactyla; Equidae
Gene: CAMKK1
Product: calcium/calmodulin dependent protein kinase kinase 1
Biological process (GO): intracellular signal transduction; protein phosphorylation; positive regulation of protein kinase activity
Cellular component (GO): cytoplasm
Molecular function (GO): calcium/calmodulin-dependent protein kinase activity; ATP binding; calmodulin binding
Source: RefSeq, a predicted model, not a curated record
AGUCAUCCCAGGAGGGGCUGUUUGAAUCAGCUUGGAUGAGAGCAGGAUAUGCCUGCUCUGUCCUUCUCUGGACCUCCUCUGAGGGAUCCAGCUGGAUGGGGCAUGUCCUGAGGAGGAGGCCAGGCAUCCAGAAGCUGGCAUCUGGAGCCAGAGUCUGCAUCCCUUGGGAGUAGCCAGACACUUGGGAUGAGGAGGCAUAGCCUAUGAGGAGGAGCCUGAGGGAGGAAUGUGCCAGGCUAUCCUGGAGCCGGGGGACAGGUACGGGGUUGUAUUUUGUACAUUGAGCCUCUCUCCCAGUGGCUUCCUGAGGCAGAUACAUCCGAGCUCCACAUCGCUCAGGAAGAAACUGCUUCCAUGUCCACAGUCUGAUCCACUUCCUUCCAUAGUCCUGGGAGUUGGCAUGAUGGUAGCCAUGUGUCCAAUUCGUAUAUGAGGAAACUGAGGCUCUAAGAGGCUCGAUGACUUAUUCAAGGCAACACAGCCCGAGUCUGGGAGGACAGGAUUGGGGUAGCUUUUCCCGGUGAGUGGGGCCUGAGUCUGGCCAUUCUUGGCUGCAGGACAAGGCUGGUCCCUGGGAGGCUCCCCAUGCACGUAGAGUCCUUGCUCUGCUCUGGGCCUGGGUCCCAGCCUGUCUGUCCGUCCUUCUGUUUGCCCAUGUGGCCCCUAGUUCCUUGCUGAGUCGUUUCUACAAAGCAUCUCCUGAGGCCUCGGCUUGGGGAGGGUCUGGAGAGAGCCCCUAGAGGGAGUGGGUCCUGCACAGGACACACAGCCCAGCCCAGCAGGCAGCUGCAGGCUGCUGGACAGGUGACUACGUGGGAAGUUCAAACUUGACCUUUCUGCAAUCAGGUUCCCAUGGCGGCCAGGGGGUGCAGGCCCCACCCCCCAUUCUAGAGUCCACGAACACUGAGACCUAAAGGCACACAGUGCACGUGAACACACUUACACACGCAUGUAUAUCUCACCAACAGAUUUUUGUUUCCAUGCAGAUGGCUCCUAUGUGUGGAUCCCCACACACACAGACACACACCCACCCCAGGCCCACAGCCCUGCUCGCACACGUUCUCUCACUUGCGGACACAUGCCCUCACACGCACAGCCUCACACGCCAGGCCCUGUCGCCUGGACACGAGGCAGAAACCUGGGGCCUCCCUGGGGCCGCCUCCCGCGCAGACGUGCUUAGUCACCUGAAUUUGAUCCAGGCGGGAGGGAGGGUGGAGGGCCUGACGUCAGCCCUCACAGCCGCCUGUGCCGCCUGCGCAUCCAUCUGGGCCACAGCGUGUCCCAGGCAAUCACAACAACAGCAGCACAACAACAACUCACUUUUACGAGGCUUCCUUAGUGGCAGGGCCAGUUCUGAGCCCAGCGGGGCGUUCACUCCUUUACUCCUCACCACCACCUGGGGAGGUGUGGGUGCUGUUAACCCCCUUCUGCAGAUGAGGAGAACCCAGGCAUGGAGGUGCUGUCACCUGCCUGCGGCUCACGGCCAGGAAGGGGCGGAGCCUGGCAGCCUGGCUUCAGAGCCUCGACCCCAAACCAGGUUCCCAAUAAGGCUGCCCAGAGGACCCCCUUGACUGUGGCAAUGGAGGGGGGCUCAGCGCUCUGCUGCCAGGACCCUCGGGCAGAGUUGGUGGAGCGAGUGGCAGCCAUCGAUAUGGCCCACUUGGAGGAGGCGGAUGGCAGCCCAGAGCCUGCCAGGAAUGGUGUGGACCCUCCGCCCCGGGCCAGAGCUGCCUCCGUGAUCCCUGGCGGUGCUUCAAGACCCCCCCCAGCCCGGCCCAGCCUCUCAGCUAGGAAGUUCUCCUUGCAGGAGCGGCCAGCGGGAAGCUGUCUGGAGGCCCGGGCUGGGCCUUAUGCCACAGGGCCUGCCAGCCAUAUCUCCCCACGGGCCUGGCGGAGGCCCACCAUCGAGUCCCACCAUGUGGCCAUCUCGGACGCAGAGGACUGUGUGCAGCUCAACCAGUACAAGCUGCAGAGUGAGAUUGGCAAGGGUGCCUAUGGCGUGGUGCGGCUGGCCUACAAUGAAAGUGAAGACAGGCACUAUGCAAUGAAAGUUCUUUCCAAGAAGAAGUUACUGAAGCAGUAUGGCUUUCCACGUCGCCCUCCCCCGAGAGGGUCCCAGGCUACCCAGGGAGGACCAGCCAAGCAGCUGCUGCCCCUGGAGCGGGUAUACCAGGAGAUUGCCAUCCUGAAGAAGCUGGACCACGUGAAUGUGGUCAAGUUGAUUGAGGUCCUGGAUGACCCAGCUGAGGACAAUCUCUAUUUGGUGUUUGACCUCCUGAGAAACGGGCCAGUCAUGGAGGUGCCCUGUGACAAGCCCUUGCCUGAGGAGCAAGCCCGCCUCUACCUGCGGGACAUCAUCCUGGGCCUUGAGUACUUGCACUACCAGAAGAUCAUCCACAGGGACAUCAAGCCGUCCAACCUGCUCCUGGGGGACGAUGGCCAUGUGAAGAUUGCCGACUUUGGCGUCAGCAACCAGUUUGAGGGGAACGACGCUCGGCUGUCCAGCACGGCUGGGACCCCAGCGUUCAUGGCCCCCGAGGCCAUUUCUGAUUCCGGCCAGAGCUUCAGCGGGAAGGCCCUGGAUGUGUGGGCCACUGGGGUCACGCUGUACUGCUUUGUCUAUGGGAAGUGCCCGUUCAUCGAUGAUUACAUCCUGGCCCUGCACAGGAAGAUCAAGAAUGAGGCCGUGGUGUUUCCCGAGGAGCCAAAGGUGAGCGAGGAGCUCAAGGACUUAAUCCUGAAGAUGCUAGACAAGAAUCCUGGAACAAGAAUUGGGGUGCCAGACAUCAAGUUGCACCCCUGGGUGACCAAAAAUGGGGAGGAGCCCCUUCCCUCCGAGGAGGAGCACUGCAGCAUGGUGGAGGUGACCGAGGAGGAGGUGAAGAACUCGGUCAAGCUCAUCCCCAGCUGGACCACGGUGAUCCUGGUCAAGUCCAUGCUGAGAAAGCGUUCCUUUGGGAACCCGUUUGAGCCCCCGGCGCGGAGGGAAGAGCGAUCUAUGUCUGCUCCCGGAAGCUUACUGUCGUCCCUCUGCCCCUGGUGUCCCCUGAACAGGAAAGACGGGUGUGGCGAAGGGGGCAAGAGCCCAGAGCUCCCCGGCGUCCAAGAAGACGAGGCUGCGUCCUGAGCCCCCGCAUGCGCCCAGGGCCGCCCAGCAGCACGCUCAUCCCGCGCCUCCAAAGGCCCGCUGCCCUCAUGCCGAUGGCUGCCCCCGCGGGCAGGGGGCUGGGGACCGUGGCCCCUCUCCCGGCCCCCCUCCCCUUGUCGUGCAGCAUGACCUCCGCACGCGUGUCCAGGGACAGGAUUGGAAUGUGUGUCGUCUGGGGUUUGAAGGGCAGGGCUCCCACAGGCCUGUCUCCACAGCCUGGCUCUGCCUGGCGGGACCCAUCCUGGGGGAAAGUUAGGUGCCCGUGGUGCCUUAGAAACCCCAGCUGGCUGGUUGGCAAGGCCCAGGGGCAGGAGGCAGGAAACCAAGACGGCGGGUGGAGGCUGGCUUCCCACCGAUGCAGAGGCCUCCUGCUGGGGGCCAGGCUCAGCUGCCACACGCACAUGGAGGGGUGGACCCUGCCCAGCUCGGGGGGUGCUGUCAGAGCUCUGGUCUGCCGAGAAUGCUGAUAUGGAGUCUCUGAGCCCUCGAUGGGUGUUCCUGGGCCUCACUGGGGCGGGGGCCAGUAUUGGAGAAUUCAGAUUCCUUCUUUGUUGUCUUUUACUUUUGUUUUUAAUUUGAGGGGGUGGGUGCAAAGCCCUGCUUGGGAACAUGUACCCAGCUCUCCUACAGCUUUGGGUGGUUCCACCACACCCCACCAUUAUCUGGCUGCCAGGAGGCCCGGACUGACCUCCCUGGAUUGUGUUUCAUACUCGGCACUGUCCAGAGAGUGGGCUGAACUGAAGCUCUGAGCAGAGGCUUGAACCAGGAGCACCACACCUCCCUGCCCACCUCCCUUCAUGGCUCCCCACAGCCUUGGCUGCAGAAGAGACACCAGGGGCUGACACUGACGGAGGGCCCAGGCCUCACAGGGCUGUGGCCUUGCAGAUGUGGAAGUAACUGGAAUCUAAUCUCCAAUCCUACACUGGCCUACCAAAACGGCCCCAGAAAUGGCUUUCACAUUCCUACGGUGAAGACUGACUGCCCAGGUUGGAGGCAGCGCCAGAAGCGGGACCCUGGUGGGGUGUGGGCCAUGGGGACGUGGGCCUCCCACCGCCCCCCAGGACAGUUGCCAUUUGGCCUGCUCAGAGCAGGAGCGCUGGAGCACGCGUGUCGACCCAGCCAUGCUGGAGCAGACAUCACCUUCACUUUGGGACCAGUGCCUGGCUGGCUGGCUUGGCGUUUACUGACCAAAUACUCAAGAGAUUGACCCCAAAGGAAAAUAAAUCAGGACUCAGAUACCUCCCUUGAAAACAUGGGCCAAACAAGGGAUUUCAGUCCCCCACGUGGGUUUCAUAUUGCAAGAGAACUUGUGUUGAGAAGGAAAGGGAGGCUGGGCUGGAGGAGUGCCCUCGUCCCGCGCAUCUCUGUGCCUGUGGGUGUACGUCGCGCCUCCGCGCACACGCAUGUGCGUGCCCAUCUGCUGCACACAGCACACUCGCAUGUCUUGCACUGGCACAUGCAUCUGUAAUAUAGUUUCUCUGUCUACUUAAGGCUAUGAGCAGAAUACGGCCCGUUGUCAAUGGGUCCACACUUCUCCCUGGCUCCUCUGCACUGAGGCACUGUAACCCAGGGCUUAACAAAUAAUUCGGGACUCUUUUUAAGAACACUUUUAUAGAGUUCAUGGGAGGCCAGUCACAGAUCUGCAUGUUGUUCUUGAGCUUCUCUGCACUGGGCCUGGAGGGUGGGGGUUUCAGGGGACUCCCUUGGCUAGACCUGCCCUGGCAGAGCUCAAAGGUGGGCCCGGCUCCAUUGCCUGUGCUAGAGCCGGGAUGGGGUGCUCACUCGGUUGCUGAGGGUUUUAGUUAGCAUCGUUGUUUUUGUAUGUAGCACAAGUGAUGAAGAAACUCCAUAAGAGUGUUUUAAAAAUUAACUUCCCAGGAAGUGAGUUAAAAACAAUAAAAGCCCUUUCUUGAGUUAAAAAAA